Molecule: messenger RNA, 3204 nt
Organism: Botrytis deweyae
Lineage: Eukaryota; Fungi; Ascomycota; Leotiomycetes; Helotiales; Sclerotiniaceae
Exons: 5
Coding region: 1-3204 (1067 amino acids)
Biological process (GO): DNA replication; DNA repair
Cellular component (GO): DNA replication factor C complex; nucleus
Molecular function (GO): ATP hydrolysis activity; ATP binding; DNA clamp loader activity
Source: RefSeq, a predicted model, not a curated record
AUGCCUGCGGAUAUUAGAAGCUUCUUUGGAGGUAAACCUGGAACUUCUACGGCUACACCCAUUCGAGGAAAGGAGAACAAGAAGGAGGAAGAUUCUAAGAAAAAGAAGAGCAAAAGUCGCAAGGUUAUUGAAGAUAGCGAAGAUGACGAAGAACCAUUGCCAAAAAAGCCCGAACCCAAAAAAGCUGCGCCUAAGAAAUCAAUAAAAAAUGAAGAGCCCGAAGGAAAGGAAACGACCGCGGAUGACUUCUUUGCUUCGAGCAGUAGACCCAAAGCUAAACAAGUAAAAUCGACUCCUGCCAAGUCAAAACCACCGCCAGCUGAAGCGAAUGUUCGAUCUUCUACUCGGAAAACGGCGUCUACAACAUACAAAGUGAUCGAAGAUGAUGAUGACUUCGAUGAAGACGAUGAUAUAUUUGCAGCAGAUGCAAAAAAGACAGGCAAGCGAAAGGAUGAUGGUUAUGUCGAAAUUGACAGCGACGAAGAGGUCCUACCAAAACCCAAGAGAGUUGUGUCAAAGUCGAAAUCUGCGCCAACCAUAAAGGAUAAGGACAUCAAAAUGAAAGAUGUAGGCGAUGAAGACGUUUUUGUUGUGCCUGAUGACGACGAUGACGACGACGACAUGAUGAUAGUUGAAAAGCCAGGGAAGAGUUCUGCUGUGAAUGGCAAGAAGCGUAAAUCUAUUGAUUUGGAAUCCGAGGACGAAGAAGACGUUGCUCCUGCUAAGAAACCCUCUAUUAGCAAGAGCUCAAAGCCACCACCCGCCAAAAAACCUCGUGCCCCGCCCAAGAAAGCAUCUGCUCUAGAGAGCUCAAGUAUACAGGCAAUACUAGACAGCGUUCCAACAAUUCGAGCCCCAACCCCUCCUCCGAUAGAUGACAGUGCCAAGUUUGACUGGCGAGCUGGUGGAGGCGGUGGCAACUCAGGCCCAGCUGCAGGUUGUGCGGAAAUUCCUGAAGGUGCUGAAAACUGUCUGGUAGGUUUGACAUUUGUCUUUACGGGAAUGCUUGAGACAAUCUCAAGAGAUGAGGGAAUAGAGCUCGUCAAGCGAUAUGGAGGCAAAAUCACCGGUGCACCAAGCAGCAAAACAAACUUCGUCGUACUUGGAAAGGAUGCUGGCCCGAGUAAACUUAGAAAGAUACAUACUUUGAAAAUUAAGACCAUUGACGAAGAUGGUCUAUUUCAUCUUUUAAGAACGCUGCCUGCCAAUGGUGGCGACGGAAAGGCUGCGGAGAAGAACAACGAAAAGAAAGCAGCUGAAGAAAAGAAGAUCCGAGAAGACGCGGCUGAGAUGGAUAGAGAGGAGCGGAGAAAGGCUGCGGAGAUGGAGAAAGCGGAAAAGGAGGCUCAAAAGCUUGCUGCAGCAAAAGGAAAAUCAUCCAUACCAGCAGCUCCCCGCAAAGCGAUAGUGCCAACGUCAUCGCAAUUGUGGACUACAAAGUAUGCACCAACGCAAAUGAAUCAAAUUUGUGGUAAUAAAGGUCAAGUUGAGAAGAUUCAGGCUUGGCUUAAGGGCUGGGAAACUGCGCACAAGUAUAAUUUUCAAAAGAGGGGUGCGGAUGGGCUUGGAGGUUACAGAGCCAUCAUUAUUCAUGGUCCGCCAGGCAUCGGAAAAACGACUGCGGCCCAUUUGGCUGCCAAACUUGCUGGUUAUGAUAUACUAGAGAGAAACGCUAGUGAUGUUCGAAGCAAAAAACUUGUUGAAACUGGGCUAAGUGAAGUACUGAACAACACUUCCGUUCUAGGUUAUUUCGCAGGCGACGGGAAAGAUGUCGAUAAGACUAAGAAGAAAUUGGUCCUGAUCAUGGAUGAAGUUGAUGGUAUGUCAUCUGGAGAUCGAGGUGGUGUAGGGGCUCUUGCCAAAAUCUGCAAGACGACCGAUAUCCCCAUGAUAUUGAUCUGUAAUGACCGCAAGCUUCCGAAAAUGAAGCCAUUUGAUUUCGUGACAUUCGACAUGCCAUUCAGGAGACCAACAGUUGAUAUGGUACGUUCACGUAUCGCUACCAUCUGUCAUCGAGAAGGUAUGAAGCUCCCGGUUCAAGUCAUCGAUGCUCUUAUCGAGGGCAGCAAUAAGGAUAUCCGACAGAUCAUCAAUAUGAUAUCUACAGUCAAACUUGAUCAAACAGCCAUGAAUUUCGACCAAGGCAAGGAAAUGUCAAAAGCUUGGGAAAAGCAUGUUGUUCUUAAGCCAUGGGACAUCACUAGUCAGCUCCUCGGUGGUCAUAUGUUUUCUCCUGCUAGCAAAUCUACCUUAAACGACAAGAUCGAGCUUUACUUCAACGAUCAUGAAUUUACACCCUUGAUGAUUCAAGAAAACUACCUGAAUACCAGGCCCCAACUAGCCGGCAGCUCCGAUACACCUAAAGAGCACAGACUCAAAGUACUUCAACUUGUAGACCAAGCAGCAGAGAGCAUUAGCGAUGGUGACUUAGUUGAUCGAAUGAUUCACGGGUCCCAACAACAAUGGUCUCUUAUGCCUACACACGCAGUCUUCAGUGCAGUUCGACCAUCAAGCUUUAUAUCUGGUUCGAUGAUCGGAAGAACCAACUUUACAUCUUGGCUUGGUAACAAUAGCAAGUAUGGAAAGCUAUCUCGUUAUGUGAAAGAAAUCCAAUCACACAUGCGCCUGCGAUCUUCUGGAGACCGUCAUGAAAUUCGCCAACAAUAUUUACCCGUUCUCUGGGACAAACUCAUUCGCCGACUCGAUGUCGAGGGCAGAGAUUCUGUGGAAGAUGUGAUCGAUCUCAUGGACAGUUAUUUCUUGACCAGGGAGGACUGGGACUAUAUCAUGGAACUGGGUGUUGGAGAACAAGAUAUGGAAAGUAUCAAAUUGGAAACCCAAACUAAAGCCAAUUUUACAAGAUCCUAUAACGCACGUUCUCAUCCUGUUCCAUUUAUGAAAGCAAGUAAUGUCUUCCAGCCCGCCAAGGUCGCUGCCGUAAAACCAGAUUUGGAAGAAGCAUUCGAGGAAGAAGAUGACGGAGAAGUCAUUGCAGAACCAGUCGAUGAUGAUGAAGAGGCCGAUUUGAAAAAGGAUAAAUACAUUAAGCAGCCUAAGAAGAAGCCGGCCAAGAAGCCAGCGAAGAAGAAGGCUAAGAGUAAUGAAGAUGAUAGUAUGAUUGAUGACGAAGAUGAGGAAGAGGAGAAACCCAAGAAGAAGCCAGCCAAGAAGGCGAGUGCUAGUGCAAAGAAGGGCAAGAAAUAA